AUGGAAAGGGAGCGAAUGGAGACAUUUGUUGUAUACUUUAAUAGAGCAGCUACAAGGAAAGGAAGUUGUGAUGUGGUGUUCACGGCAACAGAUUUAGGAAGGACAAAAAUUGGAGUUGGCUGUGAGUCGAGACUUGAGGCAUACAUUGUCCUGAAAGAAGAAUGGACUGGCAGGCAAAAUAUAGUUGCUGGAGUAAUUGUAAAAUGGACCGAGUCUGCUUCUGUGGAGUUACCGAAGCUGUGUGCAUUCUAUAUUGAGGCACUGAAGUUAAUGGAGUUUGUCAGUGUGGAUGUGGUUGCUGCCAUCGGUGAUGUCAAUGAAACCCGAGCAGAUGAAAGAGUAGAAGCUGAACUGUGCUCCAUGACUGGUUUGUAUUGGAGCCGUGGGCAGAGAAGAAGUAAUCGAGCUGGAGACGAUGGUUGUGGCCGGAAGCAGGAGCGUGGUGGCCAAGACUUGGAUGGUUUAGAUGUUGGGUCUGCUCUAGGAAGGAGGAGUCUUUUGGAGGUGAUGAGUUAUUUGUACGAGACGUCAUCUAAGAUGACACUUGCAGAAUAUAGGCGUAGAAAUUUACAUUCUCAGGAGACAUCUCCUGAUAUGACACUUGGGGAGUAUAUGCAUAGGCAACGAUUAAAGCAGCAGCUAGAGAAAAUAAUCUCAACAAUGCAAGCGGCGUACGUACCUGGUAGGCAAAUUGGAGAUAAUAUCAUGUUGGCUUAUGAACUUAUUCAUUAUAUUAAUAGGAAGAAGACUAAGAAGGGAUACAUGGCAUUAAAACUCGAUAUGUCUAAAGCUUUCGUUCGUGUCGAAUGGAGUUUCCUCAACAGAGUUACGGAGCAGUUAGGCUUUAGCAGCAAGUGGUGUGGAUUUAUACAGGAAUUUGUAAGCACUACUGAAAUACAAGUCCUUCUAAAUGGCUCACCAAGACAAGCUUUCAAACCAUUGAGAGGAAUACGGCAAGGAGAUCCCAUCUCACCGUACUUAUUUUUACUGACCAUGGAAGUCUUUACUCGUGCACUGGCCAAAGCUGAAAUGGAAGAAAAAAUUCAGGGUAUCAAGAUUUCGAGAAAGGCACCACAAGUUACACAUCUACUUUUCGCACUAGUAAACAAUGAUUAA
Messenger RNA from Papaver somniferum (opium poppy), 1116 nucleotides. RefSeq lists its product as uncharacterized. The transcript is spliced from 6 exons. The record is from RefSeq and is a predicted model, not a curated record. Lineage: Eukaryota; Viridiplantae; Streptophyta; Magnoliopsida; Ranunculales; Papaveraceae. The coding region runs from base 1 to 1116 and encodes 371 amino acids.